Molecule: messenger RNA, 4612 nt
Organism: Schistocerca cancellata (South American locust)
Lineage: Eukaryota; Metazoa; Arthropoda; Insecta; Orthoptera; Acrididae
Product: venom dipeptidyl peptidase 4-like
Exons: 17
Coding region: 53-2446 (797 amino acids)
Biological process (GO): proteolysis
Molecular function (GO): dipeptidyl-peptidase activity; serine-type peptidase activity
Source: RefSeq, a predicted model, not a curated record
CUUAAUUCAGAGGAGCGCCUCGUUGUCCGUAGUGUGCCAGUAGGAGCCGCCGAUGAAGAAUCGCCAAGACAUGGCCUGGGGAAGCGGCAUGACCUACCAGCUAGCAACAGCGGCUGUUUGCGUGGUGUUGCUGCAAAGCGCGAUGAGUGCUUCUGUGCAACGGCAGCCGUGGACCCUGGAAGAAAUAGCACGCAGCAAAUCUCCAUCACAAUCAAUGGAGGUCGAUUGGGUAGGAGGUCCGGUGGUCCUCGUCGAACACGAAGGCCAGCUAUUUUCUAUGGAUUUCGAAGCGGAUACAAUGAAAGUGUUGGUACCGAAGGAGGUAUUUGCGGGUGCUGGUGUUGUAGCGGCUCGGAUGUCAGAUGAUAAGCAGUACGUCCUCCUUGCCUAUGAUGCUGAGAGGGUAUUUCGACAUGGGGCAAGCGCACGCUAUAUGGUAUACAGAAUCGAUGAUGAAAGGGAAAAUAAGAUCCUUGGCCGAAGACACAAAAUAGGAGACAGCAGGGUGACACAGAUCGGCGGUGGAAAACGUCUUCAACUGGCGAAGUGGGGCACAAAAAGCCAGCUGGCGUAUGUAUACGAAAACAACAUCUACUACCUGACGUCGCCUGACGCUGAACCAAUACAGAUCACCAAAGACGGGGUACCGAACGUCGUCUUCAAUGGAAUCCUGGAAUCAUAUGCUGGCGCAUGGUCCCACCCAGUGAAGACAGUGGGCCAGGAUGCAUCGCUGUUGUUUUCUCCCGACGGAAAGAAGCUGAUCUUUACCCAGAAAGACGUCUCCUCAGUGGCCAACGCCAGAUUCGUUUACUACGGCAGACCUGGAGCCCUGGAGAGUCAGUACGCUAACCUGGUUACCUUCCGCUUCCCCAAGGCCGGCACGCCGAUGGCCACCGUAGCGCUGAAGGUGGCGAGUCUGCCCUCUCAAGAUUGCCCCUGCCUGAGCAUUCAGCAGCUGCUGGCUCCAGUGGACGUCGUCAGCGAAGACCACUACCUUAAUUCAGUGGCGUGGGUUGACGACAACACCGUUAUGGCUUGGUGGAUGAAUCGCACUGCAAACGUCAGGCAAGAUGUGAUCUACUUCCUUUCCAAUGACGUGAAGCAAAUUGCUGGGGAAAAGGGCCUAAAAAUAGAGCAGAAGAACGGCUGGGUAGACAUACAUCCACCGUAUUUCCAAAAAGGAAAGGAGACUUCAACUUACGUGACGAUCCUGUGGCAGCCUCAUGACGACAAUGUUAGUUUCCCCCACUUGGUCAAAGUGUCGGGGAAUUCCACGAAAGCCAUCACAUCAGGAGAGCUGACAGUCACUAAGAUAUACGGAUGGGCCCCCAAUGGCACAGUGUACUACCAGGCCACUGAGGAGGGACGGCCAUCCACGCGGCAGGUGUUGGCCGUGGAGGAGGGUGGCGACCCGCGCUGCCUCAGCUGCGCCAUGACCAGCCCAGAGGGCAACGCCUGCCAACGGGCCGACGCCUACUUCAGCGACGACUUCGAGUGGUUCGGCCUCUCGUACGUCGGGCCAGACCCGAUUUUCACCUGGUUUCUGAACACUGCUGCCCUCAGUGGCGACACGAAACUAACGCGAAAGAGCAAAGAACAGCGGACGUUCUUGAAAUCUAGACUGCAGCCAGGGCGUCUGGAGGACUGGGUGGAGGUGGAGGGAGGGGUGGCAGCCCAGGUGCGCCUGCUGCUGCCCCCGGACCUCGACCCCAAUGGCUCCCAGAAGAGACCUGCCAUCGUCAGUGUGAACGCCUACCCGGGCGCCCAAAGUAUAGUUGACUUCUUCACCACGGACAUCUCCAGCUACUUCACCACCAACAGGCGGUACGUCUACAUCUACAUCGACGGGCGCGGGUCUGGCUGCAAGGGUGACAGAAUGCUCUUCUCCGUCUACCGGAGGCUGGGCACUGUCGAAGUGGAGGACCAGAUCAGCGUCACCAAGUGGCUGACAGAGAAGUACCCCUUCAUCGACGGCUCACGUGUGGCCAUCUGGGGCAAGGGCUAUGGUGGCUACGCGGCCGCCAUGGCGCUGGCCAGGGACGAGGACGACGUCUUCAAGUGCGGCGUCUCCGUGGCUCCCGUAACCAGCUGGAUAUACGCCGACAUACGGGAGUCAGAGCGGUACAUGGGCUUUCCCACGCCCGAGGACAACGAGGAGGGCUACAACGCCAGUGACGUCACACGCCUAGCAGAGCGCUUCGCGGGAAAGAAGUUCCUGUUGAUGCACGGCACCGCGGACGACAAAGUCCUCUACCAGAACUCCAUGGCGCUGGCGACAGCCCUCGAGGAGGCCGGCGUGCUCUUCGACCAGCAGAGCUACCCGGACCAGGGGCAUGGGCUGAGCAGCGUAAAUGGUCACGUGUACCGCACCAUCGACGAGUUCUUCCUGAGGUGCUUCGACCGAACUCCUCUUCUGGUCGACAUUAUCAGCGAACUCAUCUCCUAGAGAUGUUUAUACUCCAGUAUUAACCACUGCUGUAAAUUGUCGCAAAUAUUUCUCCAUAGCUGCUGGUUUUACAGAAACUACCUUUGUAGCUUAGUUAAAUCAGUAAGACUUUACACACUGUCGAUGUUAAUUUCUCCUUCUCUUUAGACAUCAGCUGUAUCCUAUCUUGCUGUGUUAUAUGGCGUUCAGACCUUUAAAUGGUCCUGCUUAUACCAUGCACAUUGUUAACGAUGAUUUUAUAUCAGACAGUUCAGUUUUCCAUUUGAGCAAAAUGGAAAAUGUAAAUCACAGUGCCUAACGACAGCAAAGGGUGAUUUACGUUUACAUAAAUUUCACCUAUCAGGCGAGAGGAUAUCUAGGUUUGGAGCUCUGGAGAUGUGGAGAGUAGACAAAUUAGUUUCGUGGAAGGGGAAAGGGUUGGAGAAGCGAAACACGGUUUUUUUAGAAAAUAAACCUAAUUUGUUCAAAAAAGUUUAUUAAAGCCAGACAUGCAAGUGGCGCCAGUUUAUAAUUCGCACCAGCCACCUACUACGUGCUUAACUGAAACAGUAUAUAAAGGGUGAUUUAGCUGUCCCCACUGCUGUCGUUUUAUGCUAAUGUUAUAUUUGGCCAUUAUAUUCCUUAGCUCGCUACCCAUAGACUAAUAGUCCUACAGAAAAAAAGUUAACAGCACCUUUUUGUAAGAAAUUAAAUGUAGUUAAAUUCUGUACUGGGAUACGUUUUCGCUGAGGCAACGGUUUUCGAGUUAUUCAAGGAAAACGUGCAAAAGGGAUCCCCCACCAGUCAGGAUUUCUAGUAUGUUGUUUCUGGCACUUCCUCCUAUCGCUGUACAGAAAUUUCCAACUGUACGAACUAUUCUCGACAUUCGACCUUUUAUGGUCAAUACUGAUUGGGCUAUUACUCCACCAGCAUAGGUAGCUACUUUGUUAUGAUUGUUAGUUUAAACAGCCCCGUCAUUGUAAUAAACGAGAAAAGGAGUUACGCAAAAACUAGUAACGUUGACAAUUGGAUCCGAACGUAACCCUUACAUACACAGUAGUUUCGGAGUCAGAAGACCUGACACCGAUGUAUUUGUUUAUUUCAUGCUGCUAUAAUCCACUAAAUUAUUAUGUAAAAUUUGUACAAACGUCAGUUUUACAAUUUAUAAGAGCUCAACUAAGCCGAUGGCGUAAUAAGGCCAGUCAGUGAAGACCAAAAAAGGUCUAAAAAGGUAAAUAAUUCGUGCAGUCCCGAAUAUUUAUACAGUGGGGCUGAGCGUGGGAGUGGGGGUGCGUUUCAGGGUCACUUGUAUACAUUUUUAUUGAAUAACUCGAAAACUACGACUUCUAGCGAAAACAUAUCCCAGUACAAAAUUAAAUACAUUAAAUUUCCUACAAAAAGUUCCUUCUUUUUCCCCGUAAUGGUUUGUGCGUAACGAGCGAGAGAAUAUAAAAAUCAGUGUGUUGUUUAUGAAGGCCAGCUAUAACGUUGCAGGUUGCAUAAAACGGAAACAGUAGGGACAGCUGAAUCACCCUGUUUAGUUUAUAUGAAUUUGGCCGUCAGGCAGAUAACGUUCAUAUACAUACAAGGGUUUCUAAUCCCCAUUUUCGUACAUUUUGACAAUAACUGAUAACACAAGAAAAACGUCUAAAAUAGAAGGUACAACGCAACUGGAUCUGUUUAGAGCUCAAAGGCAUCUGAUACGUUGUUGCAAGGAGAAGAGUUACGAGCAGCGAUGUAAUUUUAAAGUUUUACGAUGAAUGAUUUUCUUCAAAGGCGACCACUAACUAUCAAAUAAAACAAUACUUGGCUCAUUCUUGACGUCAGGCGAAUUAAGUGCGGUAUAAACCAUGCCACUUGCGUCUAAACACACACAUCUGGAUAUCUUCAGGAUGUCACUGCCAAUAACAAACAGUGAACUGAAAUUUCUCUAGCAAUACCAAAAUAUAUUACAACUUGUAUUUAGUAUCAAAUAUUUGCUGGUGUUUAUAAACUGUAUUUUCUAUUAUUUUUGUUGAGUUGUUUUCUCUAUCUGCAGUGGCUCCUAGAAUGCAGUCGACGUCACCACAAAUAUUGUUAUUGCCUAGUAAUUGUUUUUUCUAUCAUGAACUUUCUGUAUACAACAGCACCUAACCAUUGCGAAUUGUGCAUCACUAUGAAGAAAUAAGAUCACGAAUAUUAUGUUAA